AUGACCAACAAAGGAUGGGUAGGCAAGCAGCGAAAUCCUCCCAAGCCCGCGGAAGCCCAACCUCAACACACCCCAGUCGACGUCUUUGACAAGGCAUUCAACUCGGACGACUCGGACGUCAUUAUGGAAGACCCUCAACUUGCGCCUGUCACUAUACUCAAACGACCUUCGCCUACCACUCAGGAGAAGGACCGCGAAGCUCAGAAGUCUGGCAAACUGACGUCUUUAAAUUCUGAACAGGUCGAUCACGACGCCAUCUACAAUCGGUUCCUCAACGCCAAGGUUGAACUCACUCAACAGGAAAUCUGCGCUAUCUCUCCAGAGAUUUCUAGGCGAGUUGUCAUGGAUAACAAGCCUACCAGGUCUCAACUCAAGGAAAACAAGGAGCAAGAACCUACCGGACCUACCGUUGCAAGAAUUGUAGGCGACAAUGCACCAGCACCGAAGCUUCCAUCGCGCAUCACAGAAGUUCGCCAGAGUCUCAUCAAGAUCAAUGCUGAAAUUAAUGGCAACACUAUACCUGCGGUCAUCGACACCGGCUCUAUGAUCAACAUCGUGCACAAGACCAUCUGGGAACAAUACAUCAAACGACCUCUCGACAGAUCUGUUACCUUCCCGGUAAAAGAUGUCAACGGCGGAACAGGACGACUAAUUGGCUUGGUCGGAGAAGUACCUAUCGACUGCGGAAGAGCAAGGACGAUCGCCCAAUUAUGGGUAUCGGAUUCUAUUGACUUCCCUCUUUUGCUAGGGCGACCUUGGACAUCCUCAAAUUCAGUCGAUAUUAUCGAACGGGACGGCACCUACCUCAUAUUCAACUACCCGGAACACAACGUGCAACUCGAACUCAAGGUCAACUUAGCGGAAAUCGCGAACGCGCCGGGCCGGAAUGUCACCGGUGGCGUGAGAAGCCGCCGCAAGACGCGACUACCAGUCAUGGAGGAAUGCGACACUCAAUCUUAUCUCUCUGCAACACCGCCACCCCGACGCCCGACGACCGACACCAACGAUCUAUUCGACGACAUCGCCGCUCCUUCAAACUCGCAGCUCGCCCGCGCCCAAUCAAGAGGCAACUCUACGGACCUCGACUACGACGAAUGCCAACGCGUUCAGGCGUAUAUUGACGCGGCCAUCCGGCCGGGUCAAGGUACGCCUCAUGCCCAUUCGGAUUCUCCGGAUCUCGCCGCCGUCACUGACCAUCAACAGUUCCUUCUAAAUCUAGGAGACCCUUAUCAUGCCCGCCUCUUCACUCGACCACUGCGCGGCGGGGAAUGGACGCCUCUCGAAGACUCGAUCGCCCAUCUCCCAACGGGGAUGCGCAGGCUACUAGGUACGUACGGCACCUUCGAAGUAACGCUCACCACCUCAGACAAUAGGCGGACGCGCGUCCUCGUCACCUUGGCGCACCCUCGAACGGCUCCCGAACACACGCCCUCGCCGGAUUUGGCCCGACUCCAUCAAGAACCCACCGAUAUGAAUCACCGGCACGACCUCGACUUACCUCAUGAAACCUCAUCCGGCAGGAUCGACUCACGCAAAUGCCUUCAAACACCCAGCCCAUCUGACAACAGCGAUCCUCUCCAUCUUUCGUCUUCCCCUCUCGACCUCCCCCAUGCUCACCGCGGCAGAAUCGUCGAACUCGACGAUGCCGGUGAGUACAUCGGCAGCACGCAAACGUUAUCCGACUCAAACAUCUCUAGGCACCCGGCGCGUCCAUUCCUCCAUAGGACAAUAGCUGGCAGAUCGCCGCCAGCGGACGCCUCGAUUCUCGAACCGACGAUACCCACCACCACCAGCGACACCGGCGAGCCCCCACCAGUCGAAGCCUACCAUGAACGCCACCCCGACUCGCGAACCGAAGAGACGCCCGCUACGCCUAGGUCUCGGCUUUGCGAGCGCGGACGAUCAUCGCCGGUACGUACCGUUGCAGCAUCUUCAAGGACAUCGGUGAUUUACGAUGUUUCCUUGAAGAUUCAGUCGUUAGGUACGUGCCGGGCGAAAAUUCGGAGCCGCUCGCAGCGAGACCGAUGGGUAGAAACCCCGAACCUCGUACGCUCGACUCAAGACCCCGGACGACUCGCCGAGCACCUCAACGCGGCCGCCCUGUUUCGAGAAGAAGUACACCCGCCUGACGGAUCGAACGCGGUACUGUACAUCAUCGUCGCGCCCUCUCCCUACGCUAACGAACCAGACGACUCACCAGCCGACGGUAGCGGAACAAAUACACCGAAUCGGCUACAGGACCUACCUCCCGAAGAUCCCCGCAGAUGGCCGCCGUCCUUUCGACGCUCCGACCAGAUGCCGCGCUCACCUCGCGAGCGGGACACGGGGUUACCACCGAGCGAACCUAGCAAGGAUAUUCGACGCACGAAGGACGUGACGACGAGGUAUACCCGGUACCCCAUCUCACGUACUCCGCAGGCUAAUCCGAGCGACGUUCCUCUCCUCCAGCCCGAUCGGUACCGCUCUGCCGAGAUUGGAAGCCGCUCGUUCGCGACACAACCAAACGGAGACAAGGCGUCGACAUCGCGAAACCUCGCGCACCACCCAGACAAUACCGCGUUCGACUCCCAAAGGCAAGAUACCCACUUCGACUCCCGAGCCAGGGCGCUGCGCAGGACGAUCGGUGAGUUCGCUCCAUGCCAUCUGAACCAGUCGGCGCGAGGCAAGGCUUACCCAGACGCAAUCCAGGCAUACUCCGACUCUCGACGAGAAAGGACGGCCCCACUCGAAGGCAAGGCUAUGGAACCGCCGCUCGUCAAACCCGCUAUGCAAUCCAACGGUCUUCUUCGGCAACCCAUACGACUCUCGCGCGGAACCAUCGGUCCAGGCUCUCGCAAUGAGCAUAAAAGCUCAGGUGCGUGUCUGGACACCCAAGUCACCAGAAACACUCGCUUACCCUUCGCUAGUCUAUCAAACUGCACGCCUCAUUCGAAUCCGCCCCCUAUGUCUCAUGCGCAACCCAAGAUUCCGACGACGAACCUCACGCUCGAUGCGUACCCGUCUCCGCCUCAAGAAACGACUUCUCAACUGGAUUCUUCGCCCUCGACGACUCUCUCGCAACGGCCCACACCCGGCUCCAACGCGACAGUCAACGGACCGCUCGAUAUAGGACUCAAGGACAAUAUGAUAGAGGAGGGCGGCUGGACUCGCCUUCCGGACCCGACUUCCCCUUCGCCGGCGACAAUCUAUGCUCCGCAGCCCCGCCCUGCUACGAACCCCGACACCUCGUCGAACACGCUACACGCCAACUCUAUACAAUUCCCGAGCACACCGCACCCACUCACCGGACGCGUCCUCGACGACGAAGACUAUCGGCCCAUCGUCGCGGAGGCCGAAGGAACAAGCGAAGAUGUCGACUUCCCUGG
Messenger RNA from Punctularia strigosozonata HHB-11173 SS5, 3365 nucleotides. RefSeq lists its product as uncharacterized. Lineage: Eukaryota; Fungi; Basidiomycota; Agaricomycetes; Corticiales; Punctulariaceae. The record is from RefSeq and is a predicted model, not a curated record. The transcript is spliced from 3 exons. The annotation marks the transcript as partial.